GAGGAGGAGCCCCAACAAGAACUGAAGAGAGGGUUCAAGAGUCGCCAUGUUAAUAUGUUCGCGAUCGCAGGUUCCAUUGGUACAGGCCUCAUAAUCGGAAGUGGUGAGGCUUUGGCCUCAGGAGGGCCAGCUAGCAUAUUGAUUGCAUACCUUCUCAUGGGCACGUGUGUGUAUACCAUCAUGACUGCAUUCGCUGAGAUGGCCAUCUUUGCCCCCAUGAGCAAAGGCUUCAGUGGAUAUGCUACCAGAUUUGUUGACCCUGCAUUAGGAUUCGCAACUGGCUGGAACUACUUCUUUAAGUACUGCGUGCUCCUUGCCAAUAACCUCACAGCUACCGGUCUCGUCCUCAGAUACUGGAGAGAGGAUAUAAAUGUUGGUGUUUGGAUUGCCGUUUUUGGAGUCUUUGUCGUUAGUCUCAAUGUA
Messenger RNA from Aspergillus steynii IBT 23096, 423 nucleotides. RefSeq lists its product as uncharacterized. The transcript is spliced from 2 exons. Lineage: Eukaryota; Fungi; Ascomycota; Eurotiomycetes; Eurotiales; Aspergillaceae. Gene Ontology annotation, molecular function: amino acid transmembrane transporter activity. Gene Ontology annotation, cellular component: membrane. Gene Ontology annotation, biological process: amino acid transmembrane transport. The record is from RefSeq and is a predicted model, not a curated record. The annotation marks the transcript as partial.